CUCAAAACGCGCUCAUUAUGCUCGCUCUUUGACUGAUCGAUGUUGUAUUCAUGGGACAAGUUCAUACCCGCUCAGGUCGACAAGACGUCCGCCCGUCUCCACAUACCCACUUACACGGCUUCCCUGUGGAGGGAGUUUCUGGAUCUCCCAUAUCGCAAUGGGGAGGGAAAGGACCGUUGUUUGCCUACCACAAUACAAAGGAGAAGGGAAAGAAAGUGACAAGAAAAAGAAGAGCCGUUGAGACACUGUUGCAUAAUUUGUACGACCUUUGCCAUACAAUCUUCUCACGAAGGCUUCUGUUCUUGUCCUACGGAAGACGAUGUCGUGCCAUCAGCGCUGUGUAUCCUGGGCUUCUCCGAUAGGACAAGGAAAACCCCGGGCGGUGAGGGAGGGGGCUCGUGGUUGGAUCAAUUUUGACUAGGGGACGAACGAGGUGAGAAGGGGAUGCGAGAGUGGCAUGAUUUUUUGUUUGGUUUCUCGGAUGUAUUACAGUGUCGAGCACCAUCAUGGCUGGGGUGAGCUAACUAUGGGGUAAAGGUACUCUCUUGCUAAGAAACUCCAAGCAGCUGGCCCCGUUGCGGAGAAAGAAAAGAAGAAAAACAUCUAUAAGUUUUCAAUUACACCCCGCUUUCACUCU
Molecule: messenger RNA, 637 nt
Organism: Cryphonectria parasitica EP155
Lineage: Eukaryota; Fungi; Ascomycota; Sordariomycetes; Diaporthales; Cryphonectriaceae
Exons: 1
Coding region: 51-362 (103 amino acids)
Source: RefSeq, a predicted model, not a curated record